Messenger RNA from Camelina sativa (false flax), 1001 nucleotides. RefSeq lists its product as uncharacterized. Lineage: Eukaryota; Viridiplantae; Streptophyta; Magnoliopsida; Brassicales; Brassicaceae. The record is from RefSeq and is a predicted model, not a curated record. Gene Ontology annotation, molecular function: protein binding.
AGUCUAAAUAUCUGUUCAUCUCUCUUCUCUCUCCCUCCACUGAAAAUAUUAUUCCCCCAACUAACAAAAUAUGAUAAUGAGAAGCGCUUCAUCACUUGACCUUAACCUACGCGCCGCCCAGAAACCGUCUGUUCCACGGGUUAUAACGACGGCUCGACUCGUCUCUGAUUCUCCUCGUGUUGCCAAGUCGAUUACGAGAGCUUCUUCAGAUGGAAACCUCUACAAGAUUCAUUCGCCGGAGAGCUCCAGAGAAAAAACGAUCAGCGUAUAUCACGAAGAAACGGCAUCGUAUGAGGUUUUAGAAGGAUCCCGGCUGCUCCCUCAGGGAGGUUCCAACGGUGGAUUUGGUGGUCCUAGAGGCGGAGACGGUGCCGGAGGUGGCGGCGGAAGUGGAAGUGGGGGAGUAGAUAGUUAUUACGAAGAUAUGAUCCAGCGUUAUCCCGGAGACACUCUUCUUCUCUCUAACUACGCUCGUUUCCUCAAAGAGGUGAAAGGUGAUGGGAGGAAAGCAGAGGAGUAUUGUGAGAGAGCUAUGUUGUCUGAGAAUGGAAGAGAUGGAGAGAUGCUGUCUAUGUAUGGAGAUUUGAUAUGGCAAAAUCAUGGAGACGGUGUUCGUGCUCACUCUUACUUUGAUCAAGCUGUUCAAUCUUCUCCGGAUGACUGUCAUGUUCUUGCAUCGUAUGCUCGGUUUCUAUGGGAUGCUGAAGAAGAAGAAGAAGAAGGGGAAAAGGAAGAAAGUAAACAUGAGAAUGCUUUCUCUACCUAUAACAACCCAUCUGUAUCAGUUGUGUCUUGACUCUGUGUGCUGAUGUUAAACCGGUGUAAUACAAUAAAAACUCAAAAGUCCGGUUUAAUCAUGAAAAUAUCUUUUGCACUUUGAAGUAAGACUGAUGCUAAUGUGUAGGAAAAGACGAACCAGAUAUCAAAAGUCCAGAGAGCUGUGUAUUAUUGUGGCAAAUUAAUUGUGAGAUUCCAAAGAUAAUUAAAGUGGUUUGUGUCCU